GGGUUAUUGAAGUCAGUGGGUCCUGUAUGAAGGGGAAGUUCACACGGACAUUAAUAAGAGUGUAUUAAACCAGUGAUUGAGAAAAAAUUAGUCUGCAGCAGAGGAAAUUUUUGUUGUGCCCUUGUUUUGCCGGUGAAUGAGAACGGAGUUGAAUGCAAAUGGAAGAAAUAUUUGAGCUUGGCGAUGACUUGAAACUGGGAAACACCCACACGCUACAAGAGGCAGUGGUGAAUGAAGAGAAAGCAAGCGGUGGCGCAUCGGAAGCCUGAGCCGGCGACAAAGGUGCUGCGGCGGGAGCAAGCGGAUGUCAAAUUCAAAAUGGUGACUUUAUUUCAUAUUUGAUUUUGUUUUAAAAUAUUAUUCAUAAAGAAGCUUUGUAAGCCCAUAAGACUCGAAUCCAGGCCUCUUAUUGAUGGGCCACCCAUACAGCCGAACGGCCCAUUAGUUACUCUGUCGUAACUACCACCUGAAACAUGCUCGUGACAUCUCGCCACCGUAGUCGCCGGCACCGCAAGACCCACCUCUCGGACGAUCUCUAAAAAUCUACACUAAUCUCCACCUUCAAAGGCUAACACAAGCCCCAAAUCCAUGUCAAGAACCGUUGGGUCGACCCCAACCCUUCUCUUCUUCGUCACUCUUCUGCUCGUAGUAGCACCAGCGCCAUCCCUAUCCCUGUCUACUUAUUCCCAGUAUCGAAACCUAAUAUCACUUGCCCACUCGCUCAUGACGGGUGUCGCCAACCUCCGCGCAGCACGAGGUGACGUCGCUGGCUCUGAGCGAGCCCGAGCCAUUGCGGAGAAGCUCGAUAGGGGGCUGGGCUUAGGGUUCUGGAGGGUCGUGUGGUCGACUGGAUGGGACUACGUGACGAGCUUGGCGUGGAGGGACUUACCGAUGAGGGAGCUAUACGGCGCCGUUUCGGACAUGAACGAGUUGCUGAGGGGGUUGAGUGAGUUGAGUUGGUUGGAAUCGGAUGGUGCGAGGGCAGCUUGGAUCGGUCGGAAUUACAAAAAUGUGGUGAGAAUUUCCAAGUCGCUUUCUGGAAAGCUUCUAACGGCAUUUGGCAAAUCGGGGGUGGUGGGGGAAGUGGUGGAGGCAGUGCAAAAAGAGGUGGUGGAGGGUGGAUUACUCAGAGACUGCCUUGAAGUGGGAAGCAAUGAUUUGAAAGGCUUGAUUCUGCUUCUCAAGGAUUUUGCUCUCAGAUUUUCUUCUUCACCCUCUCCUCAUGCCCAUACGCACUCUGAUCUUUAGCACAUCACUCUUUUCAGGCGGCUUUUCAGCAUUCCCUCCCUCCACUGCCAUUGGUUUUGUUCUGUUUUGAGCUCUGCUUCUUUGUUACUCUCAGUCACUGUCUUUGAGUCAAUUUCAUGUAAUAUUUUUGUUCUUGUAACAUAUAAAUCAUCAUUUAACGUUUGUUUGAUUGUUUUCACAAUAUGUUAAUCAGCGUAAUGGUAAAAGGGAUGGCU
Neltuma alba is the source of this 1463-nucleotide messenger RNA. RefSeq lists its product as uncharacterized. The transcript is spliced from 2 exons. The record is from RefSeq and is a predicted model, not a curated record. NCBI's taxonomy places the organism in Eukaryota, Viridiplantae, Streptophyta, Magnoliopsida, Fabales, Fabaceae. The coding region runs from base 589 to 1248 and encodes 219 amino acids.